Caretta caretta (loggerhead turtle) is the source of this 3251-nucleotide messenger RNA. NCBI's taxonomy places the organism in Eukaryota, Metazoa, Chordata, Testudines, Cheloniidae. The record is from RefSeq and is a predicted model, not a curated record.
AUCUGCUGGCCGGGGGCCGCCAUAUUGCUGCGGUUGAGGGGGAAGGGGGCUCUCGGCUUUGCUGCAGUCCGAGCUGUCACUGCGCGACUCCGCGGCUCCUCGCCUCCCGCUGGAGCCCGCGGCGCGGAGCGCUGGGCCGCCAUGGCCCGGAGGCUGAACACGGAGCAGGGUAUCCGCCUCAGCGCGAUGAGCCCGCGCUACCUGCAGAGCAACAGCACCAGCCACACGCGGCCCUUCAGCGCCAUGGCCGAGCUGCUGGACAAUGCCUCAGAUCCCGGUGUGACGGCUAAGCUUCUUUGCAUUGAUGUUGUGGAGAUCAAGGGGGAGCUUUGUUUGACUUUCACAGAUAAUGGUGCUGGAAUGACACCUCACAAACUUCACCGUAUGCUCAGCUUUGGCUUCACGGACAAGGCAGUGAAGAAGAACCACCCAUCCAUUGGAGUGUAUGGUAAUGGUUUCAAGUCCGGCUCCAUGCGUCUGGGAAAGGAUGCCAUUGUCUUCACCAAGAAUGGAGGUGCACUCAGCGUGGGGCUCCUUUCGCAGACUUAUUUGGAACGUGUCCAUGCUCAGGCUGUUGUUGUUCCAGUGAUACCAUUCAACCAGCAAAACAAGAAAAUGAUUGUUACGGAAGACUCUGCACCCAGCCUCGAGGCCAUCCUGAAACAUACGCUCUUCAGUACUGAGGAGGAGUUGCUGGCCCAAUUUGAUGCCAUUCCAGGCAAAAAGGGCACACGGAUCCUCAUCUGGAACAUCCGCAGGGCAGCAUGGACUGAGGCAAGAGGGAGGAAACACAAUAGAUGCAGGGCAGUAGCUGCAAACACUUCCGUGCAAAAACGGAACAUGCUGAUGAGCCCACGCUAUCCAGCUGGAGCGCACCACUCCCUCCUCCUGACAGCACAUGGCUGCACAGGUGCUGACUUUCCAAAGUGCUGGGGAAAUAAAGAUGGGAAGCCUGAAUUGGACUUUGUUACAGACCAGUAUGACAUUCGGAUAUCAGACUUCAGCAUGGAGGAAUCAGAAAAUGCCGGGAAGAAGGUUCCUCCUCGCCUUGAGAAGGUUCAAGAGUCCUCUGCACCAGAAACGGAGUACUCCUUACGGGCAUACUGCAGUAUCUUGUACCUGAAGCCUCGCAUGCAGAUUGUUCUGCGACAGAAGAAAGUGAAGACUCAGCUGAUCUCCAAGAGCUUGGCCAAUAUUGAAUAUGAUGUAUACAGACCUACCUCCACAAACAAGAGGGUGAAGAUCACCUUUGGGUUUAAUUGCAAGAACAGUAGUCACUUCGGGAUCAUGAUGUAUCACAACAACCGACUCAUCAAGUCCUACGAGAAGGUGGGCUGCCAAAUGAAGGGGGAUGGCAUGGGCGUGAUUGGGGUGAUCGAAUGUAACUUCUUGAAACCAGCACACAACAAACAGGACUUUGAAGAAAGCAAGGAAUACCGACGGACAAUUACUGCCCUGGGACAGAAACUCAACACUUACUGGAAGGCGAAGAUGGCACAGAUGAACUUGGGUAGUUCUAGUACCGCCAACAUGAUAGCAGGGAGACCAGACCAGACUUGGGUGCAGUGUGAGGAGUGUCUGAAAUGGAGGAAGCUCCCUGACAAGGUUGAUCCUGCAUCAUUACCUGAGAAGUGGUUCUGUCAUCUCCAUCCCUACCCCAAGUACAAAAGCUGCUCAGCACCUGAGGAGCAGGAGCCCAGUGAUGAGGAGAUGAGCCCCAGCUAUGACCGAAAAUCCAGGAAACAAGAACAGACCGCAGAUAGAAAGAGGAGGAGGUCGUCGUCAUCUUUGGAGAACCUGGAACACCAGGUAUUAUCCGCUACUCCAGAGCCCUGUCCUGCUCACAAUAACAGUGUAACAAGUGUGGCAAAGCGAGAGCCCACAGAAGAGGGGCCUGUUGGGAUUGCUGGCUCUCUCACUCCUCCCCCUGCUCUUGACAAGAUCAGUGCUGUCUAUCUGACCACUGGGCCUUUGGAGCAAAAUAUACCACAGACAGCAAGCAAGCACAAGCUAUCUAUGGAAGAGGAGCUGCUGGAAAAGCGGAAGCGAUAUCAGGAGCGGAUAGACCCAUCCCCCCCAGAUCUGACCAGUCCCAGCCCCCGCACUUCUUUUGAAAGGGACAGCUCUGCUGAAGCAGACCAGGACCAGGAAUGCAGCGAGUCUGACAAGGAUGAUGAGAGUGUAGAGGACAGCAUAGACUCCCACCUAGUCAGAGAACCUCUGGAUGCACUCAGUGGCACCAACCAAGCUGGGGAUGCUUCACACAAUGGGGGUCUCUGUCCUACCAAAGAGACUCGAGCAAGUCUCAGUCACUUAGAAGGAGAGCAAAAGGAGACUGCAGUGGUUCAGGUGGAACUGGAAGAGGAAAUGCCGGCCUUAAUAUCAGAAAGCCAGGCAGCAGAUAAGAAUGUCUGUGUAAAUACCUGUGGGAACGUGGAGGAGAUGGACAAGAGGCCCUUCGUGGCUGUUGUUGGUAUUUCAAAGGCUGCUGCGGAUGGUGAAGCCCCCAUUCAGCUAAUCCCUUUUGGGUGGGAGGAGAGACUUGAUAAAGCAAAGGUUGAGAAGGCCCGGAGCCACAACGAUCCUCCCCCUGAUGGGGACAAAGGAGGAGGAGACUUGCAGGUACCAAAGACCACAAAUCAGAGGGAUAUGGUGGAGCAGGAAGAGCUGAGACAAAUUGCAGAGAAUUUCUCGGUGGAGCUGAAGAGGGUCUCAGCGGAACGAGAUUUGCUCCAGGGCAAGGUGGAAGAACUAGAGCAGGAGAAGUGCCACCUGGAGACAGAUUUCUUGAAAAGCCAACAGGAGUUGGCAACGCUCAGGGCUCAGGAAACCGAAGGCUUGUACUGGAGCAAGAAACACAUGGGUUACCGCCAGGCUGAACUGCAAGAGCUGAAGGCUCAGCUGGAGAGGACCAUAGAGGAAAAGACCGAGCUGAAGGAGAGGCUCAAGGAGACAGAGAUGCACCUGGAGGUGCUUAGGGAGGCGCAUGUCUCCUGCAGGAGCCCAGAGAGGGGAGACUUGAAAAGCACUAUGGAGAAGCUGAAGAACCUGCGUAGGAAUGUCAGCCAGCUCCUCUCGCUGGUUCUCCCUCACCUUGAACUGCAGGAUGUUAACUAUGAGUCAGACCAGAUUGAUGAGAUCUUGCAGACGGUGUUGGAGACUAACAGGAUGUCAGAGUAGCCCUUGUCCCAUGCUGCCAUUGUGCCUUUUUGUAUAGUUUCUUUAAUAAACUCGUAAGUGCUUCAUCCUAA